This is a messenger RNA of Rotaria sp. Silwood2, 627 nucleotides long. NCBI's taxonomy places the organism in Eukaryota, Metazoa, Rotifera, Eurotatoria, Philodinida, Philodinidae. The record is from the annotation of a GenBank genome assembly.
AUGCAACAAGUUGGCACCGGUGAUUGUCCAUAUCUUAUCGAAUACUAUGGUGCAAUGAUUGAUACAGUAAGUAAAGAUUCAUGUGAAUUUUGUAUUAUCAUGUUCUUUUUGAAGGUCUAUAGUGAACUGUGCAUUUGUAUGGAGUUGAUGGAUACAACACUGAGAAGAUUCUAUCAAACUAUGCAUCAACUAGGAAACAUUGAUCCGAACAAUCUUGAUUUUCUUGUGCGUCGUGUGAUCCACAAUAUUGCUUCGGCACUUCAUUUUUUGGCUGAGAAACAGUAUCUUCAUCGAGAUAUCAAACCAGAGAAUAUACUUGUCAACGAUCGUGGCGUGUUUAAACUAAAUGAUUAUGGCACUUGUUGCGAUAUGAAUUUGGCGCAAACAGAUCCUAUAGGCACUAUUGCCUAUUUUCCACCUGAACUUGUACGGAAUCCACCAGCGCCAAGCUCCAUUCAAGGUGAUAUGUGGGCCUUGGGAAUUAGUGUGGUUGAAACAAUCCUUGGUCAACACCCGUGUCCUCUUUCAAAUGGCAUUGAACGGUUCUUGAUACUUACAGAAUGGAAUCGUGACAUUCUCGAAAGUAUAAUACCUGACGAUGUCCGAGCACUCAUUUUACAACUGUGA